AUGGCAUCUUCUCUGCAAACAAUCCGACCAUAUGUCAUCACUGUGCUCUGCCUUCUGAUGAUGCUCAUGAUCAAGCCCGCGGAAUCGGACCAAGCUCUGGUUGAUAAGGUAUGCAGCAGUGGUGAGAACGUCGAUUCAUCCUACUGCCAGAAGCUAUUCAAACAAGACGCAUUCAGCCUCGCGUCGAACCUCAGCGGACUGGCUCGGAUUGCCCUGGCUAACAUAAAGUUCAAGGCAAGCUUCAAUAAGAAGACGUUCGUAGAUACACAACCGGAUAUUCCGCAGUUGUGCUCCGACGAGUACGAUUCCGUUUUUGUCAAAGUUAGGAGGGCAUGUAAGAUGAAUUUCGAGAAUUUGGUCGGGACGGGUAAUGAUUAUCCGCUCGAGGAAACUGUCGCAACGGUUCUGUCAGGAGCGGAUGCAUGUUAUUCAGACUUUUCAGAGCCACUUGGUUCCGAAACAAACAAGGAGCUGAUCAAGCUUGCUGCAAUUCUGCAGUGCAUCAUCGAUCUCGGCAGGCAAAUGAAGUGUGCCGUUGCCUGUUAG
Molecule: messenger RNA, 546 nt
Organism: Linum trigynum
Lineage: Eukaryota; Viridiplantae; Streptophyta; Magnoliopsida; Malpighiales; Linaceae
Source: the annotation of a GenBank genome assembly